UGGGAGAGUGGAGUCAGACUUGAAUUUUUCACCUAUCAACCUGAAUAAGAAAUGUAUUGUCCAUUAAUUUGAGCAUUUUUUACAUCAAAGUGUGCCAUAAAUUAUUUUUUAUCUGAUGAAAAACCAUGGAAGCGAAUAGAAACUCCAUUGUUUCUACAAGAGAUUUAGCAAUGGGAGCUCCACUUGCUACUUAUAUUGUCUACGAUGAAAAUCUUACUACCAGUCAGGAUAAAGAUGCCUACCCUUAUCAAUACAGCUCUACUGGUAAUGCCAUCCUGGCCAAUGGUGGUGCCGGCCUCUCAUACUAUUCAAACAUCAAUCAAAUGAACAUUUUGCAACCCACACCGCAGGUAAACGUCAAUGCAAAUGGAGGUAUCAUUUAUGAUCCAGUUAAUCCAGCGGUCCUCUCCCAUCAGUAUCAUGUUCUAAAUGCUAACCCUGGUGUUCAUCCCAGCUUUGCCAGUGUACCUGGAUUCGUCAGCCAGUUAGCUCCGGCUGAUCAAAUGAAAAAUGUCCCUCCAAGGAUUGUUCUACGUGAACCGGGAAGAACCAUCGAUUCACAGUACCCAUCUCUGCAAAGUGUAAUUUUAAAUCGGCGAGCGGAAGAUGCAUCUGACGUCACAUCUCAAUAUCGUGUGUAUGGUGAUGUGUAUCAGCAACCCCCUCAACCUGUAGGCAAAACUUUUUACGUCACUAAUAAUGCACCAAAUACGGUGAUUUUUAAUCCACCUCAAACUCUGGCACUCAGUAAAGUCGAAUCUUUGCCAAUACAUCCGCCUCUUUUGCAGCCCAAAAUCGAGUCUAACAAGAGUACGUCCCCUGUGGUCGAGUCGUCAAUGAAAAACAAUCGAAAUAACUUUAUUUCAUGUCAACCUGCAUUAGACGAGAGCAUGAUAAGCAGUCAAGAAGAAAGAUCUUUAAUGGCUGCUAGGUCAAGUCUUGCUAAAGAAAAAGCUCAUGUUGAAGAACUUCGACGACGACUUCUGUUGAAAGAGAAAGCAUUAGAAGAAAAAGAGCAAAGACUGAGCAAGAUUCAGAGCAACAAAACUUGCUCACUGGAAAGUGAAUGGACAAAUACGGAGACGUCAAAUAAUGAAGCUGAAAAUGAAGAUUCUGAUGUUAGAUACAAUGGACCGUGGAGAAACUGUGGUUCGCCGAUGGAGGAGCCAGAUAAUGUUAUUUAUGUAGAAGAAGAAAUUAGCGACCAGCCACCCUCCCAAAAUCUCAGCGAACCCUCUGCCCAAAAGAAUGUCAUGGAAGAUCUGCACGAAAAUCUAGAAAUCAAUCCUCGCCUGUUCGCGAAAACUUACAAACGUAAGCCAAGACGGUCAUCCGACGGUCGAAUAUCCCAAACUGCCCUCCCAGGCCGAUCAAUUCCGGAUGCUGAUCAACAAAGUGAGUUCAGCGUACCUGAAACGCUAACAAAUGGGAACUCCAGUGUCACCAUCACUCCCGUUGAUGAUCAGAAUGUUGUGCACGAAACUUCGUCACUUCUUUUCAAGGCUUUGUCCGGUACAUCAGUUAAUGCUUUUAAACUUCCUAGCAGUUAUGACAACUCAAGGAAACUACAACUCCAUGACACAGCGAUGCUUCGGGCGUUCCGUCCAAAGAUGGAGCCUACUAGUUGGACUGCUGAGGGAGUAGUGCCAUCUUUUCCCAGUGAACGUUCGUUGUUAAUACCCACGUCAAACGCUCGGCAGCGUACAACUAGAAUGGAUGGUAUUGUGCCCGACUCUGAAGGCAAUAAAUUAUUUGUGAACUAUUACGAAAAUCCAGAACAAACCGGCGACGUUUUACUGAACACUGUCAUUCCUCAAAAUACGGAAAAUCUUUCACCAGUGGCCAGUUUUAUAGUUCAUUCACCUGAGCCAGGUUCAGAAGAACAAGAAAUUGUUAAUGGAAAUAACUUCACUGGCUCUGAAAUGUACAGAGAUGUCCCUCAGGUAAUACAACGACAACAGUACGUUAAUUACGCACCAGAUCUGCUGAAAAUCGUGCCGUCUCAAAGGACUGACACUGGGUACAUAGUAUCUUCUGAAAUAAACCCAGUUUCUCCCGUUUCUGAAACUCGAUUAAUUUUGCACCCAAUGCCUGCUGUAACGGCCUCGGAUCCGACAAUGUAUUAUGAUAGCUCUUCGUCACGCGACUACCGAAGCAAUUCUCUUGCCAGGGCUUCUUUAGAGGUAUCUAGUGGUUUAGUUCGAGAAUCGUUAAACGAAGACUCUCGUGUGAAUGAUGUAGUCGAAGGAGCCAAAUCUAUUCCAAGUGAUAAUUGCAUUUCUAUUUCUGUUGACCAAAACACCGAACUAAGAAACCAAGCAUGUGUAGAGUGCGACGUUCAUGAUAAAGCUGGUGUUCAAAGAAAAUGUUUAGAAAGUUGCGCUGAUUGCGAAACUUGGACACGAGAUCGCUCUCCUUGUAGACAAUCCGAAAACCUGAAUCCCGCAACAGAAGCAAUUAGGUCAAGUACUAUCGCCCCCUGCCCUGAACUACUUCCUCUUAAUGUUUCCGGCGAAAUUGUUGAGACGGUGCGUAGUGUCUCCGAAGAACAUGAUCAAGUUCAAACCAAUGAAUCAUGUACCGAUAUUCAGUGCAUAACCGCGGCUAAAAUGUCAGACUUUCGUGAAGACCUUCCUAGGAAAUAUUCUAUUGUUUCUAAUCAAUGUCCAGCCUCACCUGACUCAAGAUCAUCUAAUACAAAUCAGGGGAUCGUCUACCGAAACGCCACUACUGCCUCCGCAGUGAUUCUUUCUUCACCACGCGAAUCAUUUCUUCCAAGUUCACCCGAGGAAUCUUAUUUCGACAACUCGGAAUUAAUCAGUGACCAUUUAAAUCACGAUGAAACACCCGCUGGCGACUUUGAAAUGCCUGAAAGUACUUCAGAACGUGGCCGGGAUUUAGAGGUUUCAUCAGUCAUUAAUGAAGCUCGCGUUGAGAUCGUUGAUGCCGACACUGAUCUCACGCAGCAAAGCCCCGCGAGGGAACAACAUAACAUCACUCCUUCUUUGCCUCACGCAAGAUCUUCAUCCCCUAUAUUUGCAGAUUCUCAUCUCGAGAAUCAACUCUCUACCGAUCCAUCUUCAGAAACUGACAAUAUGGAGAAUUUAUCACACUUUUUGGACGUGGCUGACUCGAAUUUGAACAGCCCUUACCAGGGAGAUGGUUUGUUGAUGAGCUCUCCUGGAAGAGAAGUCGUCUUCGACGAUGAAGACAGCGCAUCUGAUGAAGCCGUCAUGCAAGCGAUGAGUUCUCCUAAAAGGAAGGUCUUUGAUGAUAUGGACGAUGCUUGUGUCGAAGCCGCCUUAAAUAAAAGUGAGCUUAUAAGUCCUGACAACAGUGUUGUGCUAGGCGAGAGUGUCAGCAUCCCACUGCCCUCGAAAACCAAGAGAAAGCAAAGUAAAAACAGGAAAACUACCAAGAAUAGAAACAAGAACAAAUGCAAGAAGUCGAGUAACGUUUCGGACUACGAAUCUUGUGAUUUACCAUACGAAUGCGGCGUGUGUAAAGACGGUGUGUUGUUUUUGGAGCAUAAGGACUUUGUGAAACAUGCAUGCUCAGUGCACAACGGUUGUGCUCGGCCUGAAGGUUUGUCGCAAGACUUCGAUGAGUUCGAGGCUCGCAUCGCUCGUAAGCGAGUGCUGGCUGGAGGUAUGAAGCUCGUAUGUGAGCGCUGUAAAGCCUCUUUCGCGAGUUUACUAGGAUACGAGGGCCAUAUGUUGUGGUGUGGGAAAUCAGAGUUAGAACGCUCGCAUCUCUGUCCGAAAUGCGGCUGGUGUGGCACCAUUUUCACUGUCAGAAAUCACGUUCGUAACUGUACAGGUGUUGCUGGCGUCGGUACCAAUGUUCCUGAGAAACCUGUGGCACGGAAGCCUAGGGUCUCCAAAAAUAAAUGCACUGCGUUACAAAACAUGGAUGCUGGUGAUAGUGAUGACGAAAAUUUUGAUCCCGACCCUAAAACUCCGAAAAAUUUCGCUGAAAUGAAUUUCAAUGAUCAUUUCCGGAACUUCUGCGAAAAAGUUGACGAUGAUGACACUGAUUCAAUUUAUUUCGCUUGCUCUGUGUGUCCUCCAGAAUGUACAAGCAUUCCGGUACUGUCGGCCGAAGCCAUGAUAGCUCAUCUCAUUCAGAAACAUCCGGAUAAGUUGAAGGAGUCUUCUAUGUCAACGAAACGAUGCGGCAAGCGAAAGUUCUUCUCUUCUAAGAAGCCAUCUGACGACCGACGCAAAUCCUUGAAAGUCGCCCUUGACUACAGAGAAGCUAACCACUCCUCGCGGCUGUUCGAAACGUGGUGCGUGAGAAUAGAGGAAUGGACCUCACUUUCAGAUGCUAAUAGUUAUCUCCAAACGUGUCGUGUGUCGACGAAAUUCGCAGUGUACGAACCUGAUAAGGAACUAGAAUGGCGCUCGCUGCCUCUCUACGAGGCUGUGAAAUAUAAGACGAGUAACUACAUUUAUUGCGGCGGUUGCAUCACCGCCAGCGCUUGGUGCCCCAUGCCAUGUAAUAAUUCAUUCGCUCAAACCAACGAACAACUCAUAGCUAUUGCUGUUAGCUCACAGGAUGGCGACGCUGUCAUCACUCCACCAACAAAUGUCAAAGGCACCAUCCAGAUUUGGAAUGUACGCAAACUCGGCAAACCCGAGCAACGCAAAGACCUUCCUUUCGUGUCUUUCAUAAUUGCUCAUGAUUUCGGCCACGUGACGUGCCUUCAGUGGUGUCCAUCAGGAGUAUUUGAAUCUCUUGACUCUGGGAACCGACUUGGGGUACUAGCAGCUGCUUGCUCUAGUGGGUCGGUCCAUAUUUGGUACGUGCCACACCCGAAAUUUCUUCCCACCGCCUCACCUCCACGCGUAUAUCUUAAAACUCCCGACCUAACUCUGCGGCAGAUAAGUUUUGGUAGUGAGGAUGAAAUUAGUGUUCCUUUGCGCUUAGACUGGCAACCGUCGUUGGGGCAUUCGAUGAUAGCUGCGUCUAUGAGCGACGGCUGUGUUUGUAUCUGGAACCUCAGUGACACUUGUUCGUGCCGUGACGCUGUAGAACCUAGGGUUUUGUAUCCCGUCAAGAGUUUCAAUGGGCAUCUGGGAGCUGCAGGGGCCUUGGCAUGGUGUCCCAGCACUGGUGGGGCCCACCUCGCCACUGGAGGAGCUGACCACAUGCACCAUUUGUGGGACCUGGAAGGUUACGGUCAACCCUCACGGAUCUCCACCAUCCGAAGAGACGUGGUAACUGACACUAAAUGGCCUAUCAACACCUCCGUGACAGCCCUUGCAUUCGAGGAUUCGGUGACUGAUGGCUCUACUUCAGCCUUAAGAGAAUGUGGUUACUUUGGUUUUUCAUUGGCUUACCUAAAGUCACGAACUCCAACCUGGAGUAUUUCGUACAGCGAUGCUCUAAGCGCCAUACUACAAGGCACAGAUGCCGGCGACUGCAUCGUUACUUUUCCCAAGGAUUUUUUUAAAGUUUCUAACGACAAGCCGCAUCGUCAUCAUAAAGCUUGUUUCUCGGCUACAACCAAAAUGUUGCCAUCACAACCCGGGCAAAAUGUGCCCACAAUGGGUAUAGUAUUCCAUCACGCUCCAGAUAUCAUCGAAACUAAACACAGCCGGCCUGUAGAUCCUCUCUCGUUUAAGGUCUCCUCCGACAAGAGCAGUCCGCCCACUGAGAAGCGUACUUGGAACAGCUCACUUCUGACAUCUGUGACGAGUGUAGCUUUUAACCCGAAUAUCGGCUCGCAUGAGUGGAUUUUUUGUGGAUACAGAAGCGGUUUAGCCAGAAUCGUGGCGGUGCCUUUGGGUGUGAGCUAGUACCAAGAUCCAUCUUUCUGAAUCGCUGUAUCAAUUUUGAAAAAGUUAAACUUGUCUACUUUAUAUUGAGCUGAAUCCUAAAGAUUUACAAAUUUUAACUUAUUUUACCUCCGCUAUUAUUGCAUCCGUUGUACAUUAUCAAAACGUUGCCAUAUGGCGCACCCUCUAUCUUUAGUUAACUGCACAAGCUCGUGUAUUAUUACAUGAGCAAGAAGACAAUGAAAUAUUCUUGCGUUAUCUUUGUUUAUUUUAAUUGCAAGUGUGUAGUUUAAGUAUUUCAUUAUUACCUAAGAUGAGAGCUCCUUGUACGUAUAUAUCGGGAGACUGUGUGCAGAGGAUUUACUUGCACUUUGAUUUUCUGUAAAGCUUGCCAGAUGUUUUUUUCUGUAAUAAUUUGUUAUACUUACGAAGCAAUCUUUCCUAUGUGUAUAUAUCAAUUUAUGAUCAAUAUGCCUCUUGCAUACUGAUAACGUUUAUAUUGUGUGGAAAAGAGCAACAGUGUUUGUUUAAUAUUGUGUAGAUUCGCUUUAAGAAUGCUUUCUUCUAAUUACCAAAUUUUUUAUUUCUUGUUAAAUGUCUUGUGUAAAUUUGCACGUAUGUGUUCUUGUAAUUAUUUACGAUUGUGUUAGACAUUUGGGUCGAGAGUGCUGGGUGGCGUGAGUAGGUGCAGCAGAAGUUAAUACCCUAUUUUCGAUGAGUAAUUUUGAAGUACAAAUUAUCGGCUUCGAUAACACCAUUUAUGAACCGUUCAAUAUAACUGUUUAGUCUCAGAUUUCAAUUUUAUAUGUUUACAUUACUUUGAUAGACUAGCUUUCGCUAACUCCUGCAUUUUCGUCUUCACCGGCUCUCACUGAUUUAGGACCAUUGGGAAAUAUUUUUCAUGACAGUGCUUUAGUUCACGUGGAGUCGAAUUUCUGUCAUUAAACCAUCGUCUAAAUGCUCGUGUUUUUGCUAUUCUAUGCCACUUAUUCUUCUUUAUUGCCACGUUUGGAAGUCGUAAUUGUUAAUUUUGUGCGGUUGUCACUACAAUUAUUUUUAGUGUGAAUUUAAACUGUAAUUCUUUUUGUGUAACUUGGUCAAUUCAUUCAGUUACGUUCGAUUAUUGUUAAGCGCAAGGAUCGCUUGAAGAAUAUUUUCUUUAUUGUAAUCUCUUAGAAAGUUUUCAUGGUGUCCCUGAUAUUGUCACCGUCCUUAUUGGUUAAUUGACUUGAUAAUUGAAAAUAUCCCUCGAAUAAUAGUCCCUAAACUCAAAUUUUUUCUUUAAAGAUUUCCACAAUCUUCGUAUAUUGUAUACAAUAUUAACUCGGAUAAAUAAAUAAGUAUGACUUUAACGAAUGGCGAUGCUCUUUUUGAUCCAUCCAAUUAAUUUACGUCAAAAUUCUCGUUUAGCAUUAUUUUUUUCUGAUUUAAAUUCGCUGAAAUGAGUUAAACUUAAUUAAACAGAGCGACACCCUAAUUCGGGGAUAGAUUCUAGUGUGCAACCGAAUUAAUGUCAGGAAGUACUUAUAAUAUUAAGAGCUAAUUGGUUCAUGUGGUUUUUCCUAAGCAAUGAAUGUAUCUCACCUACCAUUGGAAAUCUGUUCGUGUGUUUUCGUUGAUACACGCAAAAUGUAUUUGUGAUGUGUCACUUUACUCAAAAAUCAACUGGUUUUAUUUUCCGAAAAAUGGCGCUCUUUCUUUCUGAAAGAAGACGCAGAGAGCGAACGUAGCUGUGAUAUGCCAUAUUUGCUUUCCUGUCUGGAUGACCCACGCUAGGGUGAAAAGUGCAUUGCUAUUUGGACAAAGUCUCGGUUAUUUCUCUGAGAGAUCUUUCGGACGUGACAUGUAAAUUUUUUCAAACUUUUUUUUUCAUUACGCAAAUUAAAUGGACAAAGUCUCGGUUAUUUCUCUGACAGAUCUUUCGGACGUGACAUGUAAAUUCUUUCAGACUUCUUUUUUUCAUUACUCAAAUUAAAAAUAUUGCAGAGGAUUGCGUAAGAUUCAUUUCGUCUCGUUAUUUUAAAUAUAUUUAGUGUUGAUGAACGUAGCCACCGAGGCACCGUGUACCUGACACUUUCCCUUUCAGCCAAGAUCGCAUAAUUGUUGCAAUAUCUUAUUAUUGAUUAAUUAAAGUUCUCCGAAUGUCA
Messenger RNA from Hyalella azteca, 7927 nucleotides. RefSeq lists its product as uncharacterized. Bases 126 to 5801 code for a protein of 1891 amino acids. The transcript has a single exon. Gene Ontology annotation, biological process: transcription by RNA polymerase III. Gene Ontology annotation, molecular function: protein binding. The record is from RefSeq and is a predicted model, not a curated record. Gene Ontology annotation, cellular component: transcription factor TFIIIC complex. NCBI's taxonomy places the organism in Eukaryota, Metazoa, Arthropoda, Malacostraca, Amphipoda, Hyalellidae.